Molecule: messenger RNA, 506 nt
Organism: Linum tenue
Lineage: Eukaryota; Viridiplantae; Streptophyta; Magnoliopsida; Malpighiales; Linaceae
Source: the annotation of a GenBank genome assembly
UUUCUCAUCAGACAAAUAAAUUCGCCCUCUCUCAUCAUAAUCAUAAUCAUUUCUUCCGCGGAAUCAAAGCCAAAGAAAGAAGAAAACCCCCACGAGAAACCCCUCCGCCGCCCAGAUUCGACACGAAUCCAUCUUCUUCGCCGGAAAGAGCUGGACCCCGACGGUUGCAGGUCGUCGGAUUCUCGCGGGAAACUCGUAAUGUUGCAGCUCUUCUUCGCGGUGGCGUUCUCGGCGGUGCCGUUGACGCUCUACAUCCCGCCGAUCCGCUCCCUGAACCUGUUCGUGGAGACGAUCGAGGAUCUGCUCCGUCAGAUGGCCGUCCAUACUAUCCGGACGUAUCCUCGGAUACGCUUCGGCUUCUCUCGCAUCCUCAACAACCUCCUCCAUCUCGCCAGGCUAGCUGAUGAUAGAUAGAGAUCGAAUCGGCUGAGAAGUUCUUUAGCAGAUUUUCGUUUACUACUCUGAAUUAGGUUUUGACCGAUUAGUUCUCUUCGUGUGAUGGAUUU